UUUCAUUUUUUCCUCCCUCCUCCACCAAUUCAGGCUCUCUACCUUUGUAAUUUUUGAUAUGCUCCCGAAUCGCAUCCCUUGCGUUCCUUGGUAGUUCAAAUUCUUCGUCAUGAUUACUCUGGUUCCUCCAGUUCCAGGCGAACCAACAACAAGUUGCAAAUAAUUCUGGCCAUUGUAUUUCUUCCGGGUUCUGUCCUUUUAUCAUUAUGUUGUUUCGUAACCAGCUUGCCCAAUCCAUUCUGAAAAAUCCGCGUUUCAGUUUAUCUGGAAUGAUGGUUUUCCAAAUUUCUGCUAUUUUGCUGCAGUCUCUCAAGGCAUGGAUCAAGUCUUCUUUGGCUUGAAGACAAAUUAUGCACCUAUCACUUUCUCCAUUCCAUUUACUCGAGGUUCCUUUUGUGGGGAGCCUAUUAUGGGAAGCUCUCCAUAUAAAAAUUCUUAUCCUUUCCGGCACUUGGAGCUUCCAUAUCUUCUGCCAAUACUGUUUAUUUGUGGCCCCAGGGAGUUCAUUGAGCUUUUUGUAAGCACUUGCUAUGGAGAAGUCUCCUUUCAUGUCAGGUUUCCACCGUCUUGCAUCUUCCUCUUGUGGAUUCAACCUCGGCAGUGGUUGAAUCUUCCUUCUAAUAUCCUCAAGCGGAAAAGACGCUGCAAUAGUGGGGAUACACGCCCACCUUUGGGGAGAUAUGGUCGAGUCUAUACAGGCCUCGAGAUGGGUCUCUUAUGUCGGAUGAGGUUGAGAAGAUGGCGGCGUGGAUAA
Neltuma alba is the source of this 754-nucleotide messenger RNA. RefSeq lists its product as uncharacterized. The transcript has 3 exons. The coding region runs from base 317 to 754 and encodes 145 amino acids. The record is from RefSeq and is a predicted model, not a curated record. NCBI's taxonomy places the organism in Eukaryota, Viridiplantae, Streptophyta, Magnoliopsida, Fabales, Fabaceae.